CUCUGAGUGGGGAGUGGGCUCUGGCUCUGAUUUGCUUCUGAAGGGACUGCAGCCAAUUUCUGGCACAAAUCCUGGCACAAAUCCAUGGCCCUGCUGCCACAGUGGAACACCUCUUGCAGGGAUCACACAAGCAGAGGGGCUGCUUCCCUGAAGUAAGCCCUGCCUGCAGUGACACUCCAUCGUCAUUCCUCCUUUCUGUCCCCACAGGCCCAGCGCCCAUGGCGAAGGAUGGGCAUGAAGCCCCCAGCCCCAGCAGCUGUCGGGGUGCUGCUGGCCCUGGCCCUGCUGGCUCUCCUCCACCUGCCCCCAGCCCCGGAGCACUCCCUGCUCCCGCUGCCGGCCUCGUCCCCCCCAGGGCCCCCGAGGGAGGCGGCUGCCCCUGUGUCUGCAGGACAAGCCCACAGGAGAAGGCUCCCCAUGCCCCGCGCUCACCCGCAGCAGGAGCAGGCCCCUGGCCGGGGCAGGAGGCACAGGGGGCUGGAGAGGGACACUCCCCCUUGGCUCUCUGCUGACGACCUCCAGAAGAUGUGGCUGCUGUCCAGCGGGCAGGUGGUCUCCAAAAGCCGUGUCCCUGCCCACGGGCAAAUCCUGCGGGUGAGGCUGCGUGCCGUGGGGGACGCCAAGGGAGACGCCAAGGAGGAUGUCUUGGCAGCCAGCCCGGAAGGAGACUGCCAGGAUGGGCGCUGUGGGCUCAUCAAGCGCCCUGGGGACCUGUACGAGGUGCUGGCCUUCCACCUGGACAGGGUGCUGGGGCUGAACCGCAGCCUGCCCGCCGUGGCCCGGCGCUUCAGCAGCCGCCUCCUGCCCUACAGCUACACUGACGGCGCCCUGCGCCCCGUCAUCUGGUGGGCUCCUGACCUCCAGCACCUGGAGGAUGCCAACAAUGACCAGAACUCCUGUGCCCUCGGGUGGCUGCAGUACCAGGAGAUGCUGCAGCCCCACAGACCGAUGCAGGUGGCCAGGGAUGCUCCCUGCUCCAGCAUCCCACACAGCGAGUGGAGCCGCCUGGCCCUCUUUGACUUUCUUCUCCAGGUUCAUGACCGCCUGGACCGCUACUGCUGUGGGUUUCAGCCUGAUCCCUCUGAGCCCUGCGUGGAGGAGAUGCUCCACGAGAAGUGCCGGAAUCCAGCAGAGCUGGUCCUGGUCCACAUCCUGGUCCGGAGGAGCGCGCCGUCCCGCCUGGUGUUCAUCGACAACGCGGGCAGGCCACAGCACCCUGAGGAGAAGCUCAACUUCAGGCUCCUGCAAGGCAUAGACAGCUUCCCAGCGGCGGCGGUGGCCACGCUGCGCUCAGGCAGAUUGCAGAGCCUGCUGCUGCAAUCCCUGCGCCUGGACCGGGAGCUCUGGGAGAGCCAGGGGGGCGCCGAGGGGCUGAGACCCCUGCUCCAGACCAUUGACAGGAGGGCACAAAUCCUGCUCCGCCACAUCCAGGAGCACAACCUGACGGUGUUUGGGGACUCGCCACGCUGAACCGACCUCCGGCUGCAUCAAAGUGCACAUCCCAGCAGCCGUGGAUGUACCUCAUGGACCUUGUGAGGCUCCGUGCUGGUGCUGGGCUCUCCACAAGGUGUUUCCCCCUCACCUUGUAGGAUGACCUGGAGUAGCAGAUGGAACCACAGGGAGUAGGAAGGACGGGGAGGAGAUGUCUCCUAAGACAAGCCACAGCUGCUUGAGAAAAGCAACAGUCAUCAAGUUAUGGUCUCAGCACGGAUUUUCAAAGGGAGGGCACAUCCGUGAGGUUUUUUGGGUGCCUUUAAUCACACGCACACAAACACACGCAGAGCAACUGUAGAAACUGGAGUUCAACUGGACAGUUGAACAGCUCACAGGGACUCUGGAAAGAGUUAAAGAAACAGUGGAAGAAGUCACUGGCAGCCUUUCCAUAGCUUUUUGAUGAUGCCUUCACUAUUUCCAAAACAUGCCAGACAGAGAGGCAGGGGGAAAGCAGUGGGGAGCUUUCUAUGUGGACUAAACAAAGACAAGACACUAGAGCUGAGCUCUGCCUUUCCCCCUGCAGAAGAGGUGAUGUGUGCCUGCGAGUGAGCGUGAGCCACUGCCUGAAGCUGAGACUAGGCAGGACCUUGAAGCUCAGCAGCACGGGGCAGCAGCUGCCCUCACAAAGCCCAUGGUACCAUCCCCAGUGAGAACCAGGUGCUGUGUGCCAUGUGCCAUGGUCCAUGCAUGUGCCUUGGUGGGUCUGGGCUCUGACAAUGCUCUCAAUGUCAGAUUUGAAGAUUUAAAUUUCUCGUUUGCUCUUUGCCUUCACUGUCAGGGGAUUAAAGGCAAAACUACCCCACUUCUGAAAAGCACUCCUGGCUGCUCUCCUGGGUAUGACUGCAUGUAACUCUUCCCCAGGCUUGCAGAAAUAUGUUUUAACAAAAAUGCCAAGCUAUUUUAGCAGAAGGUAGUCGAGUGUAAAAUGCUUCCUGAGCAUGCUGGCACCUCCGGCGGAGCCCAUCCUGUUCCUGUCACCCCUCAGGCUCUUUCCCAGCAGCCCAUGCUGAUGAAGCACAGCAGCAUCCCAGCUAGGCAGGUCCUCAAGUGUCUGGGCAGAGAGAUAAUUCAAAAUCAGAAUGAACAGGAGGAAGAGAUGCAGGGAUGGGCUCAAUCAUUGCCUGCAGUGUGCUUCCCAGCUGAGGCAUGCAGUCCGUGUUUGCUUGGAGCAGUCAGUUCCUGGCCUGUGGGUUUAUGAUUUGCCACCAGAAGACUUUUUAAAGGCCUCCAUUUCUCCAGUGUUACAGGCAGAGCAUCCAUUGCUUCAGGCACUCCAACUCCAGUUCAAGCCUUUGGAAAGUCUUAGUGAGACUGGCAUUGGCACCCAGCUGCACCACGGUACAGCUGCCCCAUUGCAAUAGCUUUGGAGAGCACAGCCACCCAUGCAGUGGGAGAGGAAAAGCUGGGUAUGGAUACCUUCCUGCUCCAUCCUGCUCAGCACUAUGUCUGUUUGAGAGCCUGCAAGGGGCUGCUCUAACAUCCAUGCUGAUAAGCACAGACAAUUACUUUUUCUCCCCUUUUCCCUCUUGCUGAGGAGAGGGUGAAGCGAGACGUGGGUGACAUGAAUCAACAAGCAGGCACAAGUGCUCUCAGGAAGCAUCAGCACUCAGCAUCACAGGCACAGCAGCAUCCAAAGUGCCAUCAGCUUGUUCCUGGAGUCCUGCCCUCCAAUUAGCCAGGGAGGGCCUUUCCCCCAGCACUCUCUCCACCCCAUGAAUUAUCACCCUAUUUGCUGUGCCAUGAGAUGGAUGACGGUCAUGGAAACCCUGCUAAAGCCUGAAUCAUGAGGAUUUAUUACUGGGAGGUGAGCUUAGCUUGUGAGCUUGAAAGAGAACGAAAUAACUCAUCCUGGGUUCUAUGAAAAGCCAUACCCAGGCAUGGCUGUGUAGGAGUAAAGGAUACUAAAUGCAACAAAAUUAAAUCCAAAAAAUAUUCUGAGAGAAACCAUGAGCAUUAGUUAUGAUGUACAGCAUAAGUCAGAGUCUUGCUUUAUCUCACUGAAGUGAGAAAUUUCUUCAAAGGAGAGGUUUUCAUCCCAUGUGAGCCAAGUUCUCAGCGAGAAUGAAGAGACAGGUGGGGCUCUGCACAGUGGCCAAAGCUGUGGACAUUGCUGAGCUGGACCAGAGCUUUUGCCUUGCCUCUGGUUGCAUCUGCUCUACCUUAACAUUGCCCAAGGCAGUGGGGUUUUUUUGCAUUUCUUUAGCUGUAAUGUGAGUUUGCUGGCUAAACACAUGUGGGAACAUCUGUAAGCAGUUAUACAUGUGAAUAAAAAUCCCUCGUGAUUUAGCAAAGAGCCAUGUAUGGAUAAAUGAGAGCAGCAAAAGCCAAGAUCUUGCUGAGACUGAUCAUUAAUCUUCUUUAAUUAGUCCAUUUUUUCCAUGGGCUUGCCUAUGUAACCAGCACAGGCUCUGAACUGCAGCCAUGGUUGUUCAGAGGGAUCCUGUGUCCUGCUUGCAUCAGCCUUUACCCUGUCGUGUUGGGUUCAGUUUGCUCUAGCUAUCAGCGUGUCAUAUUUCCUAUGACAAACUUACUGUUAUGGUUGUGACUACUUUAUAGAUGGAAAUAUUCCUGUGGGGCCAUGCUUGACAAACUAGAUUUCAUCUGAGCAGGGACGCUGUUUUACUGAAUUUUACUGCACGUCAUCACAGAUCGUGUUGGGGUGGGGGUCACAAAAAAAGGUGGAUGCAGGAUGGCUUUGUCUUUAAGAAGGCAGCAGCAGCUAAGGGAAAAGCCAGUGGAGAGACAAGAGCAGGGGGGAUCCCUGUGGCACCCUGCUGCUCACCCGUGGCACCUUGGAAUGUGCUCCAAGAACAGCAUUUGGGAGCACGGGCACGGACCUCCACAGAGCUCCAGCGAGAGGGAACUGCUUCAUUCCACAGUGAUCCAAGUGACACAAUCCGUGUUUCACAGCUCUCUGGCUGUGCACAACCUCUCAGCUGGCAGAAAAUAGGGCUGGGGGUGGGCAGGCAGGACCACAUUGGCUCCAGCCCGCCGAGCACACGCACCCACACGCGCAAACACGCAUCGUGUCGCUGCUCCUCUUCAGCCUGAUCUUGGCCCCCAGAGCUGGUGAUCCCUGACCCCCCCAGCAGCCUGAUCCAGGGCUUUGCUGGCCUCACCCUCUGUAAACUAAAUGCCCGUUUGCUGCACUUAAGGGCCAUUUCUUGAGCUGGACACAGGACACUAAGUAGCCUUUUCUGCAGCCCCAUAUGGACCUCGCAGAGCAGCCCCAGCACUCACUGAACCCACCCAGCGGCCAGGGUGACACCAGUGGGGUGGCACUUGGGGGUGAGGUGAUGAGCCACCCUUGUGCUUCCUUCCCCUUAAGGGUGGGUUGUCACAGGUGGCACCCAGAGACCCCACAGGGUGCUCUGCUAAACCCACCCGAGCAUCCCCGUGCUGCACGGGGGAAGCGUGGGCUCACUGCUGCCUGAAAGGCACGAGCUAGCAAGUAAAUCCAAAUUCAUUGUUAAAUCUCUGUAUAUAAAAAUAAUCUGGCUUUUAGAAAGCAAUUUAUUUAUUCUUUCAGUACUUACUUAAAUAUUUAUGUGAAAAAGGGGGGAAAAAGCCUGCUCUGACAUAGGAUUAUUGUUGUAGCAACGGUCUUUGAGAUUAAUGGAAGUAAAUUAGCCUGAUGUUUUAUUUACAUCCAGAAAAGCAAUAGAUAAACUCUCCUUGUGAUGGAUUUUCUUCAUUAGCUGGGCGAACGCCUAAGGUACAGCUCUUGACAUUGUUUCUUCCAUGCGGUUAGACAAACAGUUUAUCAAAAGAGUAUAAAAUUGUCAGGAAAAGAAGCAGAUUAAUGGCCAGUAAAGUGAAGAUCAUUAAAUUUAUUAUAUAAGUAGCAGUAUCACUGGAGCUCAAGAAAUGGCUUAUUAGAUAAGCACCAUGUACACACACAGGGAAGUGCUGAGCCCCCCCGGAUCUGCCGCAUUGUCGGCAGCUGCUUCCCAAAUCCCAGUGGGAUGGUGUCCACACUGAAGCUUCACCUCCCUCCUCCUCCCCUCCCUUUAGGUUUGGGUUUAUUCUGUAACUCAUACAAUUUCCUCUCAAUUAAAACCCCUUAAGAUUUCAGAAACGAUAACUUUUUCUUCACGUCUGUGCCGAUGCAACCAUUUCUGCAACUUAUUUUGGCUGCUUUUUACACCAGGGAUAAUCAUGCCAAUAUCAGCAACAAUGAUGUACAGGUCUUAUGAUUAUUUGCAAAAAAUCCCCCAGCAUUAGCAGCUUAUGGAUCCCAUAUGGCUCCUGCAGCAAUUACUGCUGAAAGGAUAAUUACCUGCCAGAUAAGGCAAAUGGAAGAAAGGAGACAGGGAACCUGGGAGAAACUAAACAUUCCUGGGGAUGGAAGAGGGGCUGUGUUUGUGGGUUCCUGAGGUCUCUGCCCUGCCAGACAUGGGCUCAGGUUUUCAAGCUUCAGAAGGGGGAUUUUGGGUACAGUGACAGCUAAAAACCAUGAGUUUAACUGGUGCCAUGAGUCGUGGUGUCCGAGGGCUGUCUCCAGCAGGUGGCAUUGGCUCCACAGGCUGUCUUUUCCCAGGGCUUGCCAAGAGCGUCUUAAAAGUCUCAUCCCUGGACUGGCAGAUUUCAAGCUGCUAAAGCAUCAUUAAGUCCCUAAUUCCUUUGCAGCCUAAUCUGCCCAGCUGUUCUUUAUAUCUCUUCACCAGCAUCACUUUCCCCACCCCCCCUUCCCAUUUCUCUCUUUCCCACAAAAAUCUAGAUUUAUGGAAGCAGAGUGUUGCUCCAUGUUGAGAGCAAGACAGAGCAAGCAGCUGCUUGAAGAAGGAAAUGCCACAGCACCAGGGCUCUUCCCACCCUACUGUGGACCUAAAUGUGGACCCAGGUGCACAGCAGCCACAGGAUUUUUGGAUUGAAGAUCUCAAAUGGUGGUCAAGUCCAGGAGUUUUUCCCUAGAGCUGUUUUGGAUAGCUGCUGCUUUGGUAGGAUUGUCUCUGUUCCAGAGAACUCAUAAAGUUCAGGACAUUUUGAAUGGGCCAGCUCUCUCUGGGAUGGAUUUUAAAAGGAUACAUCUCCUAGAGCUGUGUGCAUCCAAGUGGCAGAUAACACAAAUCCAACCAUGCUUUGAAAUCCUCUGGUUUGUAAGCAAGGCAAGCCACAGAUGGGAACAGCCUCUCCCAAAGAGGAGUAGUUUUCCACCGCCAGAUUAUCACCAUGGGGUUCUUGGGAAUUUCUCUGGGUUUUCACUUCACUCCUGACUGCAAGACCUGCCUCACAUUUCCUCCUCUUCUGAGAUGAGCCAGUUUUUAUUCCCAGGGGCCACAUCCAGCAUCACUAGAGAUGCUGACUCCAUGGCAUUGCUGGGCAGGCUCUCUGCUUGAGUAGGUAUGGUACCACCUCUUCCAGUCCUGCUUUUUGAGUGAAUUUUGCUCCCUUGGAUUUAAUUUUUGGCCAUGUCUAAGCAGGGAUGUAGUUUUUAUUGAGGAUGAGGUGAGUGGAUAGAGUGGUGCAGGCUACACUGUAAAUAUUGCUGUAUUUUUCAUGUAUUUGUUUUUAAUUUCCCAUUUUGGGCAUCUGGGAAAGCUUGGAAUAAGCAAAGGGUGUUAUAUCCCAGGGCUCUUUAUGUACAUAAACAAUUGGAGGUUUAUUGCCUUGACUUUCCCUGAAACAAGUUCUGGCUCCUCUGAGUUAAAUCUUGGGGGGGGGAAGGGAUCUAAUAAGCUGAGCUGCAGAUUUGGCUUCUAGGAAGCACAUCUAGGUGCCAACAAGAUACCAGGAGGCUGAGAUUUGCCACAACUGGGACAAAUCUUUUUUAAUGGCUUUUGUUCAGUUCACCAGGGUCUGCCAGCUCUGCUCCUUGCCAACAGUAAAUAGUCCGGGAGCAGGGAAUUGGUGAUUAUAUUAAAUUUAAGGCAAUUCAGCAUUGUUUUUCUUGAUUUGGAGUGUGGGGGAGACAUGGCACAACAUCUACGCACAGAAAGGACAGGUUAGGUCAAACACUUCCUCCUUUAUUGUCUGAGCAUGAAACGUGGCAUCACAGGGAAAGAGCCAUAAUUAGGUGCUCAGGGAGAGUUCAUCCUGCCCAUUGGAGUCGAAGUUGUAAACUAAGAGGGCAGAGAUCAAAUGCUUCCACCGAAGGCCAGAGCAAUUUGCUGAGCAAUUUGCUGAGGAGCUUAACUGGAGGGUUAAGUGCCCGUGCGGGGGCAUCAAAUCAGCUGCAGCCUCUUCCUUGCCUUUAGUUUUACUCCUCUUCCAGAAACAGGACACAACCAACGUGUGGGAGGCAUCUCUGCUUCAGCUGGGCAUGGCCUUUUCAAGCUUGAUCAAGUUCAAGAGGUGGGGGACAAAAGCUCCAAAAAGGCACAGCUGUGCUUCUGUGCUGACAGCUGGCCCUGGGUGGGCAAUGUGGCUUCACAUCCUGGGGCUCCGCUCCAGCCUGGCCCCAGGCUGUGCAGAGGGAAAAUCUGCUCAGUCCUCCCCUGCCUCUCCCUCCUGGUGUUGCUUUUACACUCACCUUUCUGAAAGAUCUCAUCUUCCUGAGGCAUUUUGAUUGCUCUAGGUAGACGCUGCCUUUUUUGCCUGCAGCGUCAUCCCUUCCCUGCCCCUGCCCCUGCUGGAGCUGCCUCUUGCACGCUCCACAACGCAGCCAGGCACUGUCCUCUCUUUUAAUUGCUUUUGCCCAUCUCCUGGCUUGCCCUCACAGUAGCUUUAGGGGAUGUGGGGCAGGGGAAGGGCUUGGAAAUAGGGAACAUUUGGAUGCUGAGAGGCAGGGAAGGAGGGUAAGCAGGUACCUUGCUGCUUUGGUGGGAGCAGAUGUGUCAGUGCAGGCACCUGCAUGGAUAUGGACAAUAAUUUCUCUGUCUUUGCAGAGCUAUGGCCUUGAAGUUUGCCUCUUUUAUUCUGUAGGGACCACUGACUGCAGAAAACAGAUGCCAUCUGUCCACCGUGCCUUGUAAAUCAGAUUUUAAUCAUCUCAGGGAGAGGUCUGUCUCCAGCUGAGUGCUGCAAACCAGGUCUGCAGGAGUCACUCUGCAAAAUUUACAUUUCUGAGAUAGGUUAGUGAUUAGGGCUCCAGCUUCAUACCAGGGAGGCUGAAAUCCAAUUUCUUCCCCUCUCACAGAUUUCCUGGCUGUGGUGGAAAAUAGCUUAGGUCAUGCCUGAACUGAUCAGGUAAGCACAGGUCUGUUUCUCACCUCUCAGCUGACCUCCUCCCCAGCAUGCUGAAUCUGCAGCAAAUCUGCAUCCAGCGUGGGCAGAGGGGCUCCCAUAAUGAAAGACACCCCUGAGUCAGGACCAAGAGAAGCACCUCCAAGAUCCAGAUUUGCUCCAUGAAAACUGAAGCCGCAGAUUGCAGAGGGGCUGGUGUUGGAGUCGCUGUCUCCUCCAGCAGUGCCGGAUUCCCAGCAGCUACAGGCUUGCCUGGUGGAUAACAUGUUUGUUCCAAGGGCUGCUGCAGUAGGUUGCAGUGGGCAGUGGGGAGUGGGGGAGAGAGCCAGGGAGGGAAAUGGCACAAGAUCUGACUCUAUCUGGUCUUGGACAGCCCUUACACAGGUCUGUAAGGCAAACAGUGUGUUCCUACAACAAUAAAAGUGUGCUGCCAAGGAUGCUCACAAGCACAGGUGAACUGUCCUUGUCCCUUUUUCCAAAUCAUAA
Messenger RNA from Passer domesticus (house sparrow), 9105 nucleotides. It is a transcript of the gene GASK1A, whose product is annotated as golgi associated kinase 1A. NCBI's taxonomy places the organism in Eukaryota, Metazoa, Chordata, Aves, Passeriformes, Passeridae. Bases 229 to 1470 code for a protein of 413 amino acids. The record is from RefSeq and is a predicted model, not a curated record. The transcript has 4 exons. Gene Ontology annotation, cellular component: Golgi apparatus.